Messenger RNA from Hypomesus transpacificus, 2504 nucleotides. RefSeq names its product DIRAS family, GTP-binding RAS-like 1b (gene diras1b). The coding region runs from base 408 to 1004 and encodes 198 amino acids. Gene Ontology annotation, molecular function: GDP binding; GTP binding; GTPase activity. Gene Ontology annotation, cellular component: plasma membrane. Gene Ontology annotation, biological process: signal transduction. The transcript is spliced from 3 exons. NCBI's taxonomy places the organism in Eukaryota, Metazoa, Chordata, Actinopteri, Osmeriformes, Osmeridae. The record is from RefSeq and is a predicted model, not a curated record.
CUGGUAGGGCGUCGUGCGCUUCAAGUGUACAGGAUCGAUGUGGAGCACCAUUCAGAAGUAGGGGGAUACAUACCGAUAGACGGGAGGGACGUGUGCUGUCAUUUCACCGCUUUAACAGUGUUGAGUGAGAGAAGAUAAAGUGUGCAGAGAUAGAGAUCGUAGCACCUCCCACGUCAUAUCUUUGGUAUCAGGAGCUUCAGCGAGAGAGAGAUAGAAAUAGAGAGAGACAGAGAGAGACCGCUGUGGUUGUGGAAAUCGGACGACAUGAGCUCGAGACUACAUGAAUCGUGUAAAAUGCAGUAAGACGCUUUCGGCGUUCGACUUUCAUCCGUCUCGACCGAGGACAUACAAACGAAACUAUUCUUUAAGUUCAGGUGUAAUAUUGUCUGCAACCUGAAGGGGGCAGAAUGCCAGAGCAGAGUAAUGAUUACCGCGUGGUGGUGUUCGGAGCGGGGGGAGUGGGUAAGAGCUCCUUGGUGCUGCGCUUCGUCAAGGGCACCUUUAGGGACACCUAUAUCCCCACCGUGGAGGACACCUACAGGCAGGUGAUAAGCUGUGACAAGAGCGUGUGCACCCUUCAGAUCACAGACACCACCGGGAGCCACCAGUUCCCUGCCAUGCAGCGCCUGUCCAUCUCCAAAGGCCAUGCCUUCAUCCUGGUCUACUCCAUUACAAGCAAACAAUCACUGGAGGAACUCAAGCCCAUCUACCAACAGGUACUGGCUAUCAAGGGAAACGUGGAGGCCAUUCCCAUCAUGCUGGUGGGCAACAAGAGUGAUGAGACCCAGCGGGAAGUGGAGACCAAGGACGGGGAGGCGCAGGCCACUCAGUGGAAAUGUGCCUUCAUGGAGACCUCAGCCAAGACCAACCACAAUGUCACUGAGCUCUUCCAGGAGCUCCUUAACUUGGAUAAGAAGAGGAACAUGAGCCUCAACAUUGACGGCAAGCGCUCCGGGAAGCAGUCCCGCGCAGAGAGACUGAAGGGCAAGUGUAGUGUGAUGUAAAAAGGAGGGGCAGAGAGGGGAGGAGAAACUGAUAAAGGGACGGAAGAGGAAGGAGGAAGGGAUGGGAAGGUGAGAGGCAAAAAAAGAAAGGUUGAAGAUGGAGCUCUUCUUAGCCAGCCCCUCUGAUCUUAUAACCAGGACCAAAGUCCUUUCAACAUACUAAUUAACCCUAAUGUUGUGGAUAUAGUGAAUAUAUAGCUAUGAAUUCAGUCACAAGACUGGAACUAACUCACAGCCUUACUAAAUUCCAUCCAACACCAAAAUCCCAGCACCAGGAGUCCCGGACCCCACUGGUGGGGUGUGGUAGUGUUGUCCUUAUGGACUCUACAACAAAAUUCACAAAUUAUAUCUGAUACCUAUACACUGGAGCUGGAUGAGGGUGCCCUUAGGCACUGGCCCCAGGUCAGUCUGGCUUUCUUCUACAAGUGCUAACGCUUAGGGUCUGGAACGGUCAGCUCUUUCACCUCUAUCCCCCUGCCAUCCCCCCACCCCACCCCCACCUCAUGUAGGAUAGAGGUAGAUCUUAACUGUCCCCCAACUAACAUUAUUAAAACCUGGAGAAUCUUUCAGCUGUCAAAAUGGUAUACUGUUGACAGAACUGGGAAGCAGGUCUAGAACUGUUCUGGAGAAUCAGAGGACUUUGAGGUUUUCAGGUUGACUGCAUGGCUGCUGGAUGAAUCCGUUGUGUCCUCAACAGAACCUUGUGGAGGAUGGAAUCUGGUCGAACAUUCUGGUUUAAGGAAUGCAAGAGUAAUAAAUGUUGUUAUGAGAACGUUUAUGGGAAAGAUUAUUAAUCAGUUGAAAGUGGAUUGGGAUGAUUCAGAUUAGUAAAUUGGUAAUGUCAGUUUGCUUUGACCCUGUGUUAUUUUUAUUUAUUUAUUUUGUAGAAUGGAUUUCCUGUGGCCUUUCGUUUCUUUGUGAACUAUUUUGGAAAGCUUUUAAAACCUCUGAGAAUUUGAAUCCAACAAGCACAGAGACUAUGAAGCUUUGGAGCAGAAGGUUUUCAGGGGUGACCAGAGCUAGACCUCUUGCCAAUAAGUACUCCUGUUCCCAUGUCUAUCUGAUCAAACUCUCAUUGUACUGUACCUCACAAGGCUUAGAGAGGUAUUGCCAGGGAAUAGUGUAUUAACACAUACACACACACAAGAUGGUUUGGUGUUACACAACCACAGCCUCACAAAAAUAUCUGAAUGCCCUCAGACCCACCAGAGAGACAUGCCUACGAUCCCUUAUGUUGCACUCUCUGAACAAAGUGAAGGAAUAUCUCUAGAGAGACUACAGCUGUUCUGGGAGAUCCAAAGUAUAGGUAAUCAGUCUAGGCUCUGGAAUACAGAAGCACAACAAAAUGUAUCGUAUAGACGUAUCCAUAUGUGUUUGUUAUUGUUUUGUACCUUUUUCUUCUGUUGAUCUAAUCUCGUGGGAUUCACAUCUUAUUUGACCAAAGGUGGAGAAGGUCCCGCUGUCCUUGAGUUUCAAAAACAGUACCAGCAGAGGGCGUCA